CUUAUAACCAUUUAAAUGGUGAAGUUUUUUGAGGAGGUCACCCCAUCGCCUAUGGCGGAGACGCCCAGUCCCACACCAUCACCCUCACCAUCCACCUCUUCGGCAACGUCACAUAACACUUACAUCCACCCUACAACUUCAUCACAUAACCGCAAGUCCCGCCCAUUUAAAAAGAACCAUCCACAUUUGUACCAUAACCUUAACUUUCCCGAUCCAUUUUCUGGAUUUAACUUUAUCCACGUUCACAAUGUCCAGAAUCCACCAGUACAAUACUUUAUCCAUCAUCACCAUUGUCCAUUUCCACCACCACAGUGCGCGGAAAUGUGUAGCGGGGGCGUGGCGAACGCGAAAUGUGAUAACGCGCUACGUAACGGCGCCGCAUUGGGGCGUAACGGGGGCGUGGCUUCGAAUAAUUCGUCCAAUCAGGGACCACCACCUGCGAAGUUUUAUUUCGGACCGGGUUUUGAGCCUCAAAGGUUCUAUGAGGCACCUGCACGGUCUCAAGGUAGAAAUAAGAGAGAGGAGUAUAUUGUGAACUUUCAUGUUAAUCCUGGUGUGAAUGUUAACUUGAUGAUGCGAGAUGGUAGUGUGGAGAUCUUUAAAGGUCCGGUGACUGUUCCCAUGGUAUCUACGAACCAAUCGCCGCCAAUCGCGAUGCCGGUACACGUGCCACCCGGUCACGUGGUCCAGCAAGUCGUCGACGAAAACGGUACUUUGCGGCAUGUGAUCUUGUCUCCCUCGCAACACCCCAACCUGUUGCCGUUGCCUAACCCACCUCAUUAUAAUAACAGUGGACCUCCAAAUGGCACCAAUCAGUCGCAGCAGUACUAUCCGAGCGGGGUGGGCAACUAUCCACCACAAGGAUACCAUUCCAUGCCGGGUGCCCACACAGUACCUAGUCCCACCCACCUUGGCCACUCACCACCUCCAAACCCCAUGUAUUAUAAAGAUGAACGUACACAAAGGCAACACAUAAAACUGAAAAAGAAACUGCAAGAAAAACACCAAAAAGUUCCAGACGUAUCCUCACCUAGAAAAGAUUUAGUUAAUGGCUUAAAAAGAGGUCCUGCCACCACCACCAAGGACAAAGGGAUGAACAGUGUGGGAACAAGUGAAGAUGGCGAGGAGAGCAGCGUUCCAGACGAAGAGGAUUCUGUCCAAGUAGUAACCGAUUUGUUGUCUUCGGUGCAACCGCCGAAGGUUCAAGAGUUAAACUCUCGUUCUGCCCUUUUGCAAUGGGCAGCACCGCUGCGUCUUUCAGAGUCAGCCAGCAACGACAGCGGUACCAACGAAAUCGAUAUUCCAGAGAGUGACCUGCGUUACGAAGUGCUGCUCUCAGAUAAAAGUCGAGACGUGCAGAGAGACAUGAAAUUUAAGUCAAUUUAUAAUGGACCUGCCCUAUCAUGUCGAAUACAGGAUUUGAAGCCUGGACAAGAAUACUCGGUAUCACUACAAGUGCAUUUAGAUGAAUUGCAGGGUUAUGCAACUGAGCCAAUUAAGUUUGUGACGCCGGCUUGUGAGCCAGACCAACCCCAACCUCCCAAAUUGGGUACAAAAACGAAAAAUUCACUGCAACUUAGAUGGAGUCCAGUAAACGACAACGGUUCCAAGAUACUAUUUUACAUACUGGAAUACGACGCCGGGAAGGGCGGAGACUUUGAGGAGGUGCACAAAAGCAGAAUUCGAACGCAGUUUAACUUGCAAAAACUGCAACCGGCUACGACGUAUAAGUUCAGGCUGGCGGCGGUUAAUGAUAUUGGAAAGAGUGCUUAUUCAGAUGUUGUCGCUUACCGGACAACGGAUAAUCCUCCUGCUCAACCGAGUCCUCCAACCUUAGUGGAAGCCACAGUUUCGACCCUUCAUUUAAAAUGGCACCAUCGGCCUAAAGACGAGGAGUACACCCUUCAAAUGAACGACCUAAAGACCAAAUACGGUCAUAUGAAUCUGUACAACGGAAGAGAAACGUCCUAUGUUUGUCAGCAGCUGAGUUGUUAUAGUGAUUAUACAUUUAGAUUAAAGGCAAGCAACGAAGGUGGUACCUCACCAUGGAGCGAAGAGAUCACCUUCAAAACGAAACCGGAUCGGCCCGAUCGUCCCUCAAAGCCGAUCGUAAAAGGUCGGAUACAUGCCUAUUCGUUUAGAUUAAAAUGGGAGCCGCCGAGUAACACCGGUGGUGCCGAAAUCACUAAAUAUAUUCUAGAAGUCAAUUCGGGCAGCGGGUACGAGCAGGUCUAUUGUGGUCCGGACACCGAAGCCACUUGUGACCGACUUACCCCCGGUACUACCUAUCAAUUAAGGGUAAGUUGUGCAUCGGCUGGUGGACAGAGCAACCCUUCCGAUCCCUGCACGGUUACCACUGAGGCUAUCGGUCCCGGCAUGUGCGGAAUUCCAAAACUGAUCGGAAAAGCGAAACCGGACGCUUUAACGGUGAGAUGGACGGAACCGGACUACAACGGUGGGGCGCCAGUAUUGGAUUACGAACUGGAAAUGACCAAUCCGGAUUCCAGUAGGCUCAUUGUGCAUAAAAGCAAAGAGACGGAAUGUACCGUUGCUCAGGGCAUCAUUCCAGGCAAAGAGUACGCAUUUGCAGUAAGGGCGGUUAACAGAAUAUGCGCCGGUCCCUGGUCCGAAACCCUUAAAAUCGUAUCGGGGGCAGCUCCGCCCGGGGCACCCUCCGCCCCAAUCCUAAAGUGCCAAUCGCCAUUCCAAGUGACAAUUGAGUGGAACGAACCGAUCAGUAACGGCGCCCUCGUAACCGAGUACCGAUUGGAAAUGAACCCCGAAUCUCCCGAAGAUCUGAGCCAAUUCGUCAAUAUUUACCAAGGACCCCAAACCAGUUAUGAAGCGAAAAAUCUCACGCCGUUCAAGAAAUACUAUUUUAGAGUGCAAGCAUUUAAUGCGGCCGGUGCGGGACCUUUUAGUUGCGUGGUUUCGGUGGACACACCGGCGGCAGCGCCCUCAGCAGUGUCCAUUUUGCGGAGCGAAGUUACUCCUACCACGAUAGCUUUACUAUGGGCGGAACCCGCUUGUAAUGGAGCGGAAAUUUUGUUUUAUAAUAUUGAGCUCGGGGAUAGAGUUAUUGAAACUGACGGACCUGUUACUGAGUAUACGAUAGAAGAUUUACAGCCAGAGGUUCAGUAUAAGAUCAAAAUUCAAGCCGUCAAUGCCGUCGGACCGGGAGCUUUCUCAUCCACAUGGAGAACAGCAACUUUAAGGUUACCACCUGCACCGCCAUCUUUGGAAUGUAUCGGGACUGGUCACAAUUACCUUAAACUCAAAUGGGGAGAAGGUAAAAACUUAGACUACACCCAAUUUUCUUUGGAAAUGGAAAAUGUAAGAUCGAAAGAAUGGCAGUGUGUCUACAAAGGAACUGCGUUUACCUGCAAAGUCAAUAAGUUACAUGAACUUACCACCUACAGAUUUAGGAUAAAUGCCACAAAUGAUGCAGGCGUAGGCGACUUUUCCUCUGAAUUCGAGUUCAGCACGAAUAUUGCGCCACCGGCGGUUCUUAAGUCCCCCAAAGUGGUGGAAGUGGAGCAGCGCACGUGCACCAUCGAAUGGAUACCGUCUAAAAACUCUUUCAAUGAUCCGAUCGAAUAUCAAGUGCAGGUAUCCAAGCUAAAGGAACAGAUUUAUAAGCAGGUCCAUCGUGGUUCAGACACCAAAUGCACCAUCGAAUCCCUGGAGCCGGGAGUCGAGUAUUCCGCACGCGUGGCACCGAUCCGUCUCGCUCCAACCGCCGGCGAAUUAACCGGCCCCCAUUCCCAACCGGUUACCUUCACCACCAUGACCGGUGACGUAUCUGCCGUCACCCGCUUAUCCCCAAGCAGCUCCACCCCCACCCACAGCGCUAAGGGUAAAAACUCCACCGCCCUCUGGUGGCAGGGGGUCUCUUUCAAGAAAUUUUACAAAGAACAUUUGGUUUAUAUUUGGGCCUUGCUAUUGACGGUGGUCGGGGUGAUUAUUUCUUUUGUUAUCGCGUCGUUUUUGUAAGUGCAAUUUAUUUUUAUUUUUUUAAAGUGCAGUUAGGUAAGGUAGGCUUGCCGGUCGGGCUAGAAUGGCACAAUAUGGGGAUUUAAUAGAAGUUAAAAUGACAUAGUUUUAUGUUCAUUUUUAAGUUUUUAUUUUGGUGUUCGUGCCAUUUUAGACCGUGAGUGAGUGCUCAAUUAGAGGAAAACAUGAUGAAUCAAAUUCAUACACACAAGAAAAGUAUUAUAGAAACAGGGCUUUUUUUAACUGUAAUUGUGAAACGAUGUUUAUAGGUGUAUUAGUUGAAUAUAGUAGCCGAAUUUGUUAAAUAAUAAAUAUUUAAUUUAAAAGGGUAAAAAUCGAUAUCUUUGGUGAGUCCACUGGACAUUUCGUAAUUGCCAAUUAUCUAUUUCCAGUAUAAGAUUUUCUUAUACAAUUACGAGGUCCGCUUAAAUUGAAUAAAACUGGUCGUUGGUAGAUAGAUUCAAGAUUCUUUUACAAUAUUGCAAAACCCUUAUUAGUUUCUAAGCUACAGGGCGGUUUGUGACAACCUUUAGUAAUAUAUGCCUUAAGUAUUUAAAAAUAUUUUCCCUGUAGCUUAGAAAUUAAUAAGAAUUUCGCAACACUGUAAAAGAACGUUGAAUUUAACCGAACUCGGAGAGAUUAAAACAAGUUAUUUAAGGGUCUACUAUUAAUGUCAAAAUUAAAUUAAGGGUAAAUUGAUUUGCAGACAUAAAAAAUGACACUACAUGCUUUGUCAUAAAAAUCACAUUUAACGAAUAGCCUGAAAGCGAUCUCUUAACAGGCUAUAAGUAAGCUUAAAUGGCAAGAAUGUAAAUAAGAGAUUUGAGUUAAAUUUUAAUGAAGUUUGUGUCAAUUAGUUGUAAUAUUUAGUAGUCUCGAUUGGAAGGACAGAUAUAGGUUUUUGGCCGCUUGCUAGUUAAACUGUUGACUUCUCAAAAUUAAUAUUUUAUUUUUUUAUAAUAAUAUAAGAUGCAAAAUUAUUAAGAGUUAACUUGCUUAUAUUUUGGAUAUAGAUUAGAUAGAUAUUAGAAACUAUGGAAUAUAAAAAAAUCAACUGUAAUAUCUAUUUACUUUAUAUGGUAAAAAGUUGAAGCUUUAGUGGGCUUAUAUCAUCAUUUUCCGAUAACUGGAUAUUUUAAAUUUAACUCCUUUCACUAUUAGAAUUCUUUAUACAGCUACGAGGUCAGUUAAAUUAGAUAAAACUGGACGUUUAUGAUAGUGAUUCAAAAUUUUUUUACAGUGUUGCAAAACUCUUAUUAGUUUCUAAGCUGCAGGGUGAUUUGCGACAACCUUUAGUAAUAAUUACCUUGGAUAUUUAAAGAUACUUUCCCUGUAGCUUAGAAACAAAUAAAAGUUUUGCAACACUGUAAAAGAAUCUUGAAUUUAACCGAACUCGGAGAGAGUAACAUAAGCUAUUUAACCCGUUUUUUCCCAAGUUUAAAUAAAUUAAAAUUAGCUUUUAUGCCCGAGUUUUGCAAAACUUUUGGAAAUUAUAUUUGUAGAAAAAAAUCAAGUUAACUAAUUAUAUUUUUCUGUGAAAAUUUGUUUUUUUGUUUCUAAAUAUUUUUUUUUAAUUUUUUAAAUUGAUGUUCCAUUUUUGGAACACUGGGAACACAUGGGUGCAUUAAAACCAACUUUAAUUCUUAUGAACAAAAGUCAAGUUUAAUUUAAAAAAUCAUAAAAUAAUUAUUAAGUGGACUAAUGAUAGUCUUUAAAACAAGCCUCAUGUAAAUUGAGGUUACAUUUCUCACAUAUCUUAGUCGAGUUUUUGUGACAUAGAGCGCACCUAUUCUAUUUUGUGGCUGGAAUAAUCCAAUGAUUCAAACCAUCGUACCUAAUUUGAUUAUGGUUCCGAGCCUCUAACGGCUUUGAUGUUUUAGGGCGUCCUCCAGUUGAAAUAGGUUGAAAAAAUCCACUUUUUCGCCAUUUGGUUGAAGUCUGUAAUACUACCAAGCAAUGCGAAAAGACUUUUCACCAUUUCUUGGAACUAACCCGAAUUCUAUAGUUGUGUAUAUUUUGAUCCAUUCGGUCCACUCCACCCAUAUAUUUAUUGUAUUACCCGACUACAAAAGGCUGAGGAACCAGGCAUUUUUUUUUCUCACUGGAAAUCCACCGACUAAGUUGACCAACAGGAUUCACCGGAUUGCAACUACUUACAAUUAAAACAGGACGGUUAUCAUUCCAUAAGGUACCUGCUAUUUGAGAAUUAGCGUCUGUAGAAUAAUCAAAACUGCCUCCUGUACCCUUUUUUUAUUGCAUUUUAUUGCGCAAAGGACAAUUCUCUAAUCUAUUCCCGUUGAUUGUACCUGUAUAUCCUACUCCAAUCUUCUGGAGCGAAUUGACUAGUUUUAGAGAGGAAAAAUAUCUGUCGCCAUAAAUUUUAACUUAAGAUUCUCCAAAGGGUCAUCACUACAGAUCCUCCCAAUCCUAAGUCCAUGUAGCGCCUAUUUGCUUGUUUACCUUGAUAGGGAUUAAAUUGUAUUAGGUACCCAGAUUUUUCACACAAGGACCAUAUUUUAUAGCCGUACCUAAUAGGUUUACCAUUUAUGUACUGCUUCGCUCCAUGCCUUCCGAAAUAUGGUACCAUACUUUCAUCAAUAGACAGUUUUUCGUUAAGCGGAGCAUAAGACAAAAAUCGGUCAUUCAACAUGUUAAAAAGUGGUUGCAACUUCGCAAAUUUAUUGUCUUCUAAAUCAUUAUUAUCAGCACAAUGCGCAAAUUUUUUUAACAAUUCAAACCGAUUUGUUCGCAUUGCGAUUGCUACUAAUGGAUUGUAUGUAUCAGUAUCCACCUCCCAAAGCAUACGCCAUCUUGGAACUUGUAAAUGCCCGGAUAAAUAUAAUACCAAUAAAGCAUUUUAGUUCUCCUGCAUCAGUACUAAAAUUAUGAUUGCCUUUUUGGCUGGCAUACAAAUAAAACAUUUCUACUAAAUAAUUACAUAUUUCCAUAUCAAAAAAUGAUUCAAAGCACGCAACAGCAUCUGGAAAUAUGUCGACGUUUGCGCCAGGCUCUUUCGGAGAAACAAAUUGGAGAAGGAGUUAUUCAAUUCCACUUUUUCCCAGCUUUUUUCUAAAUUCGUUCUGUUUAUAUUAGCUUGGAUUACCAAGCGAACUAAAGGUAUAUUAUCGCUAUCGUCGCUUGCAUUACCAUCAGAUAAUUCAGGAGAGUUAUCGUUUACGAUAGAAUGGCCUGAGGUUCCUGGUUGCGAAGAUUUCCUCAAUAUUUUUAUCCUGAUCAUUAUCUCCAAUAUUAACUACUCCAUCAAUGUUCUUUAUUUUAGCACAAGCUUCUGACUGCUUUUGACGACUACUAAGGUGAUUUACAUUAGCUAAAGGAACUUCAUCAUCAUCAGAAUCCUCUUCAGAAUCCCUUCCAUCGUUUGGAGGUGUGAUAAAAACAUCUGCAGCCCAAAACUGCUCAUCUUCAACAUUAGUUCUUGGGUCGUGUAAUAGCUACAAUAAAAAAAAAUUAUGUCCCCGUUUGUUCCCAGUGUUCCAAUAUAGGAACAACCUAAAACGAUCAAAUCAUUUAGUAACUUUCAAUAAUAUUCAUAUUGGGUAUAUAAAAUAUCUUGAAUUACAUCACUUACAAUAAAUUCUUUGCAGUAGAACAAUUUAAUUAUCAAAACUAUAAAAAUUAUACUUACUUUUUUAACGCCAUAUUGUGAACUUUAAAAAAAAAUCAGUAAUUAGCACACUAAAUGCGGAAAAUUUGCAAAAACGUACAUCAAACCUUCUCUUAUGCUAGCCAGAACGACACUAACACGACCGCGCGACGGAAAGAGCACGCUUCUCAGAAAAGAGAGGGGACAACGUGGUCUUUCCAAUUUUGGAACACCGGGACAAUAAUGACAUUUCUAAUAUCGGAACUCUGGGAAAAAACGGGUUAAGGCACUUCAAUACAAUGGCAAAAUUCAUUAAAAAAAAAUUAAAUCUAUUUGCAGAUAUAAAAAAAUUACACUGCAUGCUUUGCCAUAAAAAUCACAUUAAAAAAAUUAUCGAAUAGUCUAAAAGCGAUCUCUUUACAGGCUAUAAAUAAGUUUAAAUGGCAAGAAUCUAAAUAAGAGAUUUCAGUUAAAUUUUAGUUAAAUUUGCGUCAAUUAAAUAAUAAUUAGCUGUAAUAUUUAGUAGUUUCCAUUGGAAAGGCAUAUAGGUUUUUACCGCUUUCUAGUUAAAAAGUUGACUUCUCAAAAUUAAUAUUGUAUUUUUUUUAAAAUAAUAUAACAUGCAAAAUGAUUAAAAGAGUUUACUUGAUUAUAUUUUGGAUAUAGACAUAUUGAAGAAACUAUCACAUAUAGAAAAUCGGCUAAAGGUUUAGUGGGUUGAUAUCGUAAUUUCCUGAUCACUGGGUAUUUUUCAAUUGCUAAAUAACUCUUUCCAGUAUAAUAAUUACUUUUACAGCUACGAGGUAGGUUAAAUCAGAUAAAACUGGUCGUUUGUGAUAGUCAUUCAAAAUUCUUUUACAAUGUUGCAAAACUCUUAGUUUCACUUAGUUUCUAAGCUACGGUGGUUGGUAACUUUUGUAAUAAUUUCUUUGAAUAUUUGAAGAUUUUUUCCUUGUAGCUUAAAAACUAAUAAGAAUUUUGCAAUACUGUAAGAGAAUCUUUAAUAUAACCGAACCUGGACAUAGUAACAUUAGUUAUUAAGGACAGCUGUUAACAGUACCAUAAUUCAUAAACAAAAUAUAUCAAAUGCACAAAAGAUAAGACUAUGUUUUGGGAUAAAAAUCGGCUUAAUAAAUAUCGAAAUUAUGCUGAAAGCGAUCUCUUUACAUACUAUAUUGAAAAAUAAAAGGCGAGAAUCAAACCAUGCAAAAAACCCUGGUAAAAUUUGAACUAAAUGUGAUUGAAUUAAAUAAUAAUGAUUAGUAGUUUCGGUUGUAAGAACAGAUAUAGGUUUUUGACUGCUUGCUAGUUAAACUGUUGACCUCUUAAAGUUAAUAUUGUAUUUUUUACAAAGAUAAAAAAUUGGAUAGAUUUACAAUGGUUAAAGAGUCCUAAUAGUAGUUAAAAAAAAGACAGAGGUGUUCCCAUAAUUGUUUCGGUUUUUAUUUUAAAAGAGCUUUAUCUAAAUUACAAAGUCCUAAAACGUUUAAAAAUGUCCACUAAAUAUAGUUAAAACCGAAACUUGAGUCGUUUGGAUGCUCUUUUGUAGAUUUAUUUAGAUCAGCAGUUUCCAAAAUCCUUCGUCGCGGAGAUAGCCCUUAGAGUGAGAUAAUACAUCUUUACUUGUAACUUUCUAAUCUCGGGCAUAUUUACUUUGCGACUAUCCAUCAAGAUUUUGAGUAACAGUCUCAUUUGGAUGAUCAGAACAUGUCUGAAACCAGCAUAUUGGCAGCAAAUUGUUAUAUUAAAUGGAAUUAGCCGGUUAAGCCUUUUUAAUUCAUUAUUAAGCCUAACGGGAACUUUUUUUUAUCAAUACACUAAACUCGGCUUUUUUAUUAAACUUUGUUUCUAAAAAAUAUAAAAAUUAUGUCACUUAAACCCUUGUAACUGAAGAAUUAAUGUCAAAAUAUCACGAAAUUUGAAUAUGUACCAUUUGAAGGUUAGUAAUAUCUAGAAAUAAUAUGAAUUAGUGGUUGCCUUAGUUAUUUAAUUAUCCCGAGACUGUUAUUCAUAUUUAUUAAAGAGGGAAGAAGACUGUUGGGAAGGAAUCCAAUGAAACUGAAACUUCUUUAAUUUAUACGUCCCUUUUUUCUCUCUCCUUAAGUUUUACAACAUUAACGCGCUUCAUAUAUUUAUUUAUUAAUAUCCUAUUUAUAAAAUGCUAAAUUAAAAAUUAAAAUUAAGGGAAACAAAUUGUUUUAAUAAUAAUUUGUAAUACCCCUGUAAUUUCCUAAAGAUGUCUUUAUAAAGGUCGAAAUGUCGACAUAUAAAUUAAAGAAGCUUCAGUUUUAUUGGACACGUACUCCACAAUCUUCUUUCCUCUUAAAUCAAUCCUGAGUCGCAAAACCCACUCAAGAAAAUCAUGUAUUAAUAUUUACUAUUAGAUAUUAGGAAAAAAAAAGAAAAGAAAUGAACUUAAAUGAUGACUUGAGUGUAAAUCAGGAAAUAAAACGAGUCAAUAAUUUAGUAACCUGCAGGGAUAAAAAGUCUUAUAAUUUUAUAUGAGAUUUAAAAAUAAAGUCGCUUUUGAUUUUAUAUGAUAAAAUAACUGCUUUAUUACUCUUUAGCUUUUACGAGUAUAUUCUUUUAUAAAAAAAAACACUCCAUAAAUGAAGCCAGGGAAUAACUGUCAUUUAUAAACAUUAAAAAAAAACCGAUCCCAGCAGAUUUCAUAUACAAAAUUUAAACGCUACAAUAAAGUCUUGAUUAAGCUAAGAUUUUUCUAUAUGAAACAGGGCUUUAUAUAAAAAAUCUUGAAGCUUUUAAAAGAAAUUGUAUGAUUUUUACUAGUAAAGCUUCGCAUGUGGCAAACUGCUAAGACGAAACUUUCUCUCAUAUUAUGUUGUCCCUAACCUGAAAAAAUUAAGUGAAAUUAUUCCUGCAGUAAGCUAAUUUAAUAUCAUACUCUCUAGGGAUAUCUGAAAUUUUAUGUAUCAAUGCAGUAGUUAUAUAAAUUUUUCUCAAAUAUGGGAGUUUUUCCCUGUGGCUAAGUCGUAUUUUCUUUUAGAUUAAACGUGAAAAAGUUUCUUUAAAAUUAACAAUUGGAUUUUUUACCUGGAUUUUAUGGAACUUAAAAAUGUCGUUGCUUUAUUUAUAAUGUUUUUGGUUCACCUACAUUCUUAUAAAACACAGUACGCAAACCGUAAAAUAAACUGACAGGUUUCGUGUGAUGGACAUAUUUCAGAGAAUUUUCUUAGGGAUCUUAAAUCCUUUUGACGAUAAAGUUAAUUUUUUAAUCUUAAUUGUUCGUCAUUAUUAUCGUGGAGUUUAUCGUUAUAUGUUUGCUUAAAUGCCUUUUUGUCAAUAAUAUUUUCAUUUUUAUAAGAAAAAUUGUAAUGCUUAUGUGAAUUGAAGAACACUUUUUUGCCCAUGCCAAUUUUUAAGUGAGUUAAUGGUGAUUACUUACUAACCAUAAACGUUUUACUAGUCUAUGGAAAAAAUAGAGAUGUAUUUUUUAUGUAUAGCUCCUACUAACAAAAAAAUUAUUUUCAAAAAAAAAUUUUGAUCUCACAGGGAUUACUUUUUUUUUUCUUACUGGUUUUCCUAGGCAAAAUGGAAACUUCUGUUUCUGUAAAUUUUUAUUUUCACAAUUAAAAAAAAAUGCAAAACAUCCAACGCUUUCUGGGAGAAAAUGGAUUUUAUGAGAAUUAAGUGAAUUUUCUUAUACAAAGCAAUAUUUUCCUUGCAAUGUAAUUUACAACUGUAUAAAUAGAAAAAGAGUCAAUAUGGAUCACUUUUAAUAGCAUUUUUCAGCUUUUCAUAUACAAAUUAAGUUUUUAUAUUUUUUUAGUUUUAUUGCAGGAAUAAAUCCUCGACUUUCAACAAAAAAAAACACAAAUUUUAUUUUUUGUACUUUUCCCUAUACAGAUUUUUUUUUAAGUUCCGUAGGUUUUUAUUAUUUAUUAUUAUUAAACAUAUAUUUCUUGUUUGUUAAUAUUUCAGAAAAAAUAUUGAGAAAAACAUAUUAAAUAAGCUUUAAAUACAAGUAAAGUAAAGAAGUGAUUUUAACAAAUAAUUUGAUUUAUGAUAGUGAAAUUUCCUUAAAACGUUAUGUCGGUUUUAUUUACAAUUUGGACUUAUUUAGCUAUAAAUUCCUGCUGCAUUUCAUAUUAUUUAUUAAUAAUAAGUCAUCAUAUUAGUUGAAGGUAUUUGCACCUCAUAUGAAGGGCUGAGAAGCCAUGGGGUAUAAGUGUACUGAAGUCAGUUUUGAGAAAACUCAAAUUAAAGUUAAAUUGUUAUAAUCAAAUGCAGGCAAAAGUAUGGCAAUUCAAGCUAGUUUUGUUUUAAUUGCUAGGGUUUAGACUAUCAUAAUAAAGAAAAAUAAUAUGCUUUUUAGUAUUUUUCAUAUUGAUUAUUAGGCAAUAUUUGAUAAAAGUCAUCACUUGUACCCCUUGGCUUCUCAUAGAAAUUAGGAGUUUAAUAAAACAUAGGAUACAAAUAAAUUAGAAAAAUGUAUUUUUCCAAUGAAAGGUGGCUUAACAAAAUACUAACAGUUUGUAUAAAAAUGUCAUUUAAAUACCACUUGCAGAACUAUUCUGAGUCACUGCUAUAAACAUUGUCUUCAUGUUCUGGAUCCUCAUUUUCAUCAUCGUCAGGAUUAUGAUGUCCCUCUUGAACCGCUUCUUGCUGUUUCUGGAUGUUCUGUCUUGUGUGCACCAAACGAUUUCCCUCAUAGUCUAAUGAUCUAUAGAAUUGGUGAUGUACGGGAGAUACAAAUGGUAGGAGGCCAACAAGGUCUUGGUACUUUGAUGCUUUUAUUUUCUUUUUAUUUUGUUUAGGGAUAAGAGAAGGCAAGGUUUUUGGAAUCCUUCCAACAUUUUUUGCAAGCAUGUUGUACUCUAAAAAUGGCAUUUCUUUAUUAAAUGUAUUUUUGUGAAACAAAGUGUAAGGACUUUCUUUUCUGAACUGCAGCCACUGCAUGUUUCUAAUACCCUUAACAGCUUUCACAAAAUGUUUGCUUAUGGGAUCCAAAGUAAGGAAGUCUUCAUCCAACAUUUUCUUCAUUAAGAACUUUUUGCUAGUUGUGGCUUUAAUAUCCACCCAGUCAUUAGGAACGAAAACACCUCUUUUUGUGUUUCUCUUGGUAUUUUCCACUUUACCAAAGUCUCGGUCACAAUGAUUAUAAGAAUGACCAGUAAGCAAAAAUUUUAGGUCGACAAAUUCAAUCUGCAUUGUGUUUACAACAUACAACUAAAAUUUUACCGUAAGUUGGCUUUUAUUUUGCCCACCACAAUUAUCACAGAAAGCAGUGAGGUGAGUGACUGUAGAGGGCAAUGAUUUGAUGUACUGGAUGAAACACGAUACCAUUUCUUCGCAUCCUCUUGAUGCUUGCCCCUCAUGCCAAAGAAACAUAAACGCAUCAUCGGUCCCAAUAUCAUGUACAUUAAAAUUAUACGUCCAUAAUUGCCUUGCAUAAUACAUUUUUAUGCAUGUUAAUACCGGCGUGGGCAACAUUUUUUGAAGAUCAAAACAUAUAGCUUUAUGGGCAAGAUCAUCUUUUACUUCUUUUUUAGCAUUAUCCAUUUCUUUUUUAGCACUUUCAGACUUACGUAGGAGGACUUCUUUAGCGAUUGUUGCAGCUUGUUUAGCUUCCAGAUCUCCAUGCUCAAUAGCUAAUUUAAACUUGUCACAAUUAUUACAAGUGUCAGUAUGUGCUCGAUGGAAACUAAGAUUGAAACAUGUAUUAAAUAUAUGCCUUGUUCCGCACAAAAGAUUUUAUAACAGUCAUACAAUCUUUUCAGAUUUAAGUCAGCAUUUAAAUAUGUUCGGUUUGGAGCUUGCUGUCUGGAAUAGUGACUACUAUAUCUAGGGAACAUAGCAAUAUGUUGUUUGACCAAAUCAGUUUUCUUAAUGGUAAUUUUAUUGGUUGGAACCUUUCGCCCUCUACGGUCUCGAGCUGGUAUUCCCGUUCGAGAUUCUUUCUUUUUAGCAAUAAUGUUGGCAACACGCUUAUUUGACACAUCUAAUGUUUUUUUUAAAAAAUCCUUGCAGAUCCUUAGACCGUCUAAUAAAUAUUGACAAGAAUGGGACUUUCCACGUACAGUGUUUUCUUUCUUCCUAUGCGGAACUUCUAUUAUAAUCGCAGAGUUCAAAAAUGAUGAUUGCAAUUCGCAAUUCGCCAGACCCCAGUACUCAUUAAAAAAUUCGUGGCGCUUUUCCUCGCUCAUAUUUUCGCAACAUUUAUAGCGGCAUUCAUGGUCGUAUGCCUGAACUUUUCUUUCAUUGUGUACUUUACCUUUACGGUCAGUGUACUUUUUACCCAUGUUUCGUAGUCUUGAAGACUUCUGCCUUUUCCAUUCCUCAGUCCGUCGUGUUUUUUCUUACCAAGAUGCUUCUGCCGCUUUGUAGGUGGUUCUUCUGCUUCAGUUUCUUCCAUUUGAUCUGAAAUUAAAUUUAAAUUUUGUAUUUAGAUUAAUUAAUUAAGCUGUGUAUGUCAAAACUAAGACUAAUUUUUAAUUAUUACUCUAAAAUUUGUUAUCAAUAAAAAGUUGCCUAUUAGAGAAAAAGAACGUUAUAAUGAAAUCGGCUGAUUAGUAAUAUUAAUAAUAAUAAUUAACUAAGGCCUACUCUUACCUUCUUCAGGACGGUUACUUGAACUAGUACUGGAAGAAUUAUCUGCCUCUGGGUUAUAAUCAGUGUCAUCAUCGCUAUUAUCUGAAAGUAGGACAACUGAAUAAGAUGGUUACGAGCUUUCAAAUAAUAUUAUUAACAACAUACAUUGAAACCUAACCUUAAAACCUCACCUAAACAUAUUAAAUGACUCAAAUUACAAUAAAUAAUAAUAUUGGAUUUGAUAAAAAGUAGAACUUACCAUUAAAAAGGCUAAAAGAACUAUCUUCUGACAUUUUUUUAUCAAGUUUGAUAGCCUCAACACGUAAACAAUUUAAACACAACAACAAUGCGUAAAAGAAAACAACAGCUUUAGUAAACUAAAUUAUCAGCUAUUUUUUAGAAGCCAAUGGGUACAAGUGACUCGCGGCACAUGUAUCCCUUGACUUCUAAACUAAAAAGCACUUUUAAGCAGUAGUUUUUUUUUCGCCACUAGAUGUUAGCACAUGAUAGAGUUCCACUUAUCUCCCUUAGCCACGAACAUUUUAAAGUGUUUAAGAGUAAGUUUCUGCAUUUAACUCCAUUAUGAAAAAUAUGUACUUGUACCCCUUGGCUUUCUCAGCCCUUCAUAUUAUAUAGGAAAUGGGAAAGUUGGUAAGAAUAAAAUCUGUCGAGUUAUUAGAAUCAUUUAAAAAUAGUUUUUUAAUUAGUAAAUUUCUUGAAAACUUACAGUAAUAGAUCAACAAGAUUUUUCUACAUAUACAAUUGAAACUCAGUUUUACAAGCUGUAGUUUAGUCGGUUACACAUUCAGAUAACUAGGAAGUUUCGAUGGAGGAGUAUAAUAACUACUCUUAAACAAAUUAGAUAAGCAAUUCCUAAAUUUACGUGUUCCAGAGUUGUUUUAGCUAAGUGUCCUUUAGGUCAGGGAGGAUAGAAGUUGCCUUCUUUCCCUUUUAGACACUUUUUUUGAGUUCUGGUUUCCUGAUCUUAAAAAGGGUUAUAUCCAUUUUGAAAUAAAAAAUUUCUGGUCUUUUUAAGUUAUUCAUUCCACGAGUUAUAAACGCCUAGAUCUAAAACUUUUUAUCUCAAUGAACCCUACAAAAGCGAAUAUUUAGAUCUGGUGAUCAUAAAGGCCAUAAAACUUAACUAAGAAUCAAGAAAUCUCCUAAACAAGAUCAAAGAAUACUGGAAGUAAGGUGACCAAACAAGAAAUUCCCGGAAAAACCCAAUAAUUUGGCACGAAAAUUUAAAAUUUUGAAACAUAACUGCUCGAUAUACAUCGAAACAUUUAAAACAAAACUGCCUAAAAAGCAAUUUAGUAAUGAAAAAAGUUUUUAAGAUUAAUAGAUGUCUGAAUAAAAAGGCAUUUCAAUUUUUUUGUGUAUUCCAUUUAGGGAAACGUUUGCAAAUUAGGAUUAACAAUAAAAAAAAAAACGAAGCAUGAAAAUGGGAUAAUUUUAGUUAAACAAAAAAUAAGUAAAUUCAGAAAUAAUAAAAACUUCUUUAUAAAGUAUUUUCUAAUAUUUCUUAAUUCUAAUCUAAUAAAUAAAUAUCCCUUAAAUCUGAAUACCCUAGGAUAUCGCAACAGGUUAUUCCUGAGAUUUUAUAAACUGUCUAGAACACUCAAAUAUUUCAGUAUAUUACUCAGUAAGUUGACUGACUAGAACACUUAUUAACUGGGUUACUUGGACGAUAUUUUGCCUUUUUUAAAUUGCCAAUUUUUACUUUAUUUGUCAUUCAAAACUAUAUAGUAGCUAGUACUGUGCGAGCUUUUACUCUAGCUUCCUUAUACUGUAAACCAAAUUAAAUUUGAGAAGUCAUUUAUUACUGAAACCAACAAUAACUUACAUAAACCAAAGACUGCCUGUCUUACUAGAAAAAUUUAACUUAAUUUACCUCGAAACAAUCUCUUAGUUGAGACCCCCCAUAUACGAGGCAUUAUUUUAUUGUAAAAUUACAAACUAAAAAGCUUCAGUUCGUAUUUCGUUUUGUAUUUUUAUACUUUUUUGAGUGGUGCUAAUCAAAUUAAACGAUGUGAUGUUCGCUGCUGUACAGGAUGUUGUAAUUUUAUGUGCGUGUAGUUGAACAGAGUAUCUAUUUGUAUAAUAUUGUAGCCGUUAUUAGCUUUUAUAGUAUUAUAUCUAGGUCGAGGGCCGAGUUGCAAGAGAUUAUUUUUAGAAAAGUGCUUUUUUUAAAUCGAACUUGGGUGUGGAAAUAUAGGUAGAUAAAAGUUUAUUUUUUAACUCAAAUUUCAUAUAAGCUGUCCCGAAUAUUAUACAGUCAAUAUUUAAUUCACAUUAGUUUCAAACGCAAAACAUUAUUGGGACACAUUUUUGUUAUUCCUUAUCCAUGUUAUAGAUUAAACAGUAGGUUUUUUAAUACCUUUUUUAUUGUUAUUGUUAAUGUUGCACGUAACACAAAUUACUAAAGAUACUACGAAAGAUUAUGGUCUUAUGAUUACAAAGAGACUGCUAUCGGGCGCGUUCCUUCGUUAUUCCUAAUUUCGAGUCUUCCAGGGCUUAAAUUAAGUUCAAUUUGUUUAUUAAAUGUAUUAGAAUGAGUCAAUCAAGCUGCUUAGGGUGUACAAAAUUUAGUGAAAAUAGUUCCUACUUGUUACACUAAAUGUUUUUGGAUUGUUUAGUCCAAAUUAGUUCAAAGUUACACCGCAUGUGGUUUUUUUGGGACACCAUAUAAAACUAGGAAGUGAAAUUGUUUUAGAUUAUUUAAAUAAAAAAGUUUUAAGAAUUAUAAAUCAUGACUCCCAGAGAUUAUAAAUAUAAUUAUUGUUAGUGUCUUUAUAUUUUAUUAUAAUUUGUGUCUUUAGCUAACGCUUUUUUUACCGUAUUUUUGCGCAUUCCUGUAUAGUUACUAUUAUAAGAAAUAGAAUACCCGUGCUGUGUCUUGUAAUUCCAGUCAUCCCUGUACAUUGUCUAUGUAAUAUGUGGUUCGCGGUAUUAAUUAUAUUAUACGUAUUAUUUAAAAAAAUAUAUAAAAAAUACUUCAAAUAUAUUAUUUUUAAGUGGCUGGAACGCAUGUACCUAUAGAUUAAUAAAUAUUUUCUUAAAUACGAUUUGUUUUGCUGGGUUGUACUACAUGAGAAAAAGGCUUACUAUUAUCCUAAAGUGCGGUAGUGGCAAAAUUUUGAAUAUUUUUCGGCAAAAGUACAACUUCGCACCUUAAUUGCAAUUAUUAUUGUAUAAUAAAAUAUAGGAGGAAUUACUAAAGAAAAAAAAUUAAAAAAAGAAUUAUAUAUACAUAUACAGUUACGCUAUCGUAAUAGUUAUGAUCUAAUCUAUAAUUGAUAUAUAAUAAUUAUUAUUAUUAAUGGGACUUGUAAGUGCUUAAAGCACAAUCCACAAGAGAUAUAUUAAUAUAUUAUGCUAUAGGAAAAUACAUAUUCUAUAAAUAAAUCAAUUAUAUAUUUUAUGUAACAUUA
Anthonomus grandis grandis is the source of this 17583-nucleotide messenger RNA. RefSeq names its product fibronectin type-III domain-containing protein 3A (gene mtgo). The transcript is spliced from 14 exons. Gene Ontology annotation, molecular function: protein binding. The record is from RefSeq and is a predicted model, not a curated record. Lineage: Eukaryota; Metazoa; Arthropoda; Insecta; Coleoptera; Curculionidae. Bases 16 to 3993 code for a protein of 1325 amino acids.